AUGGCUUCCGAUGAAGAUAAAGGACUCCCACCUCCUCCACCUAUGGUUCCUUCAAACCUUGUCCCUGAGGUGGAGCCCAUCAAGAGGAACUUGCUUCUUCCAAUGGCUCGCCGUGGCACUGGGUCCAAAGGACAGAGGAUUCCUCUACUUACAAAUCACUUCAAAGUGAACUUCAACAACGCAAACGGCACCUUCUUUCACUACAGUGUUGCCAUUACUUAUGAAGAUGGCCGGCCAGUGGAGGCUAAAGGAAUUGGAAGGAAGAUUCUUGAUAAGGUUCAGCAGACCUAUCAAGCUGACUUGGGAUCCAAGUACUUCGCGUAUGAUGGUGAGAAGACUCUGUUCACUGUUGGUCCUCUUCCCAGCAACAAACUGGAUUUCUCUGUUGUUCUUGAAGACGCACCUUCUAGCAGAAACAACACUGGAAGCCCCAAUGAAACAAAUGAUGCUGACAGGAAAAGAUCAAAGCGUCCCAACCAAUCCAAGAAGUUCAUGGUGGAGAUAAGCUACGCGGCGAAAAUCCCCAUGCAGGCUAUCGCAAGUGCUCUUCAGGGGAAAGAAACCGAGAAUCUUCAAGACUCUUUAAGAGUUCUGGAUGUGAUUCUGCGCCAGUGUGCAGCUAGGCAAGGUUGUCUCCUUGUUCGCCAGUCUUUCUUCCACAACGACGCUCAGAACUUUGUACCCAUUGGUGGAGGUGUCAUUGGCGUGAGAGGGUUCCAUUCCAGCUUCAGAACCACUCAGGGAGGCUUGUCCUUAAACAUCGACACUUCAACUACGAUGGUUGUGCAGCCUGGCCCUGUUGUUGACUUCCUUCUAGCAAAUCAGAACGUGAAGGACCCAUACGCUGUUGACUGGAACAAGGCUAGACGUGCUCUCAAGAAUCUCAGAGUUAAGGUUGCUCCCUCAAACCGAGAGUACAAGAUAACUGGACUAAGUGAAGAUCGCUGCAAAGCUCAAAUCUUUACUCGGAAUGCUAAGAACGACACGGGGGAAGUUGUGGAGCAUCAGACAACUGUCUAUGAGUACUUCACUGAGUUCCGUAAUAUCCCACUAAGGUACUCAGGUGACUUCCCUUGCAUCAAUGUUGGCAAGCCAAAGCGCCCUACUUACAUCCCCAUUGAACACUGUGAACUUGUGAGUCUUCAGCGUUACACAAAAUCACUUACCAAUAUUCAGAGGGCUUCCCUGGUGGAAAAGUCUAGGCAGAAGCCACCUGAAAGGAUGACUUCUCUAACAACUGGUCUGAAGAACAGCAACUACAAUGCGGACUUGGUGUUGCAAGAGAGUGGUGUCAGCAUUGGCUCUAACUUCACCCAAGUGGAAGGCCGCAUCUUACAAGCACCAAAGCUGAGAGUGGGCAAUGGAGAAGACUUUCAACCUCGCAAUGGCCGCUGGAACUUCAACAAUAAGAAACUUGUUGAGCCAACAACAGUUACUAGAUGGGCUGUGGUCAACUUCUCUGCUCGCUGUGACACAAACAGGCUGAUUCCUGACUUGAUCAGAUGUGGAAACAUGAAGGGCAUUAACGUUGAGCCUCCAUACGAGUUUGUCUUCCAAGAAAAUGCUCAGUUCAGGAAUGCACCACCACAUAUCAGAGUGGAGAAGAUGUUCGAGCAGAUUCAGUCUAAACUCCCAGGGAAGCCUAAGUUCUUGCUUUGCAUUCUCGCUGAAAGGAAAAACUCUCUUGUUUAUGGUAAAGCAUUUUAUCAUUCUCGAAGAGUAAUUUUACCUAUUGGUAUAUGUGAAACUUUAUAUAUCGUCUGUGUUUUUUCAGGUCCUUGGAAAAAGAAGAAUCUUGCUGAACUUGGAAUAGUGACUCAGUGCAUUGCUCCCACCCCCAGAAUCAAUGAUCAGUAUCUCACCAAUGUUCUCCUGAAGAUUAAUGCUAAGCUGGGUGGUUUAAAUUCUCUGUUAGCUAUGGAGCGCUCACAGGCAAUGCCUUCAGUUACGCAAGUUCCUACAAUCAUUGUCGGGAUGGAUGUUUCUCAUGGUUCCCCUGGCCAGUCUGAUAUUCCAUCAGUUGCUGCGGUUGUGAGCUCUAGGCAAUGGCCACUCAUCUCAAAAUACAGGGCAUGUGUGCGCACACAGUCUCGGAAGGUGGAAAUGAUUGACAACCUCUUCAAACUUGUCACUGACAAAGAAGAUAAAGUGGUUGAUGAGGGAAUAUUCAGGGAGCUCUUGGUGGACUUUUACUCCAGCUCCGGGAAGAGGAAACCGGAACACAUUAUCAUUUUCAGGGAUGGUGUGAGCGAGUCACAGUUCAAUCAAGUGCUGAACAUUGAAUUGGAUCAGAUGAUGCAGGCAUGCAAGUUUCUUGAUGAAAAAUGGAACCCCAAGUUCACUGUGAUCAUUGCCCAGAAGAACCAUCACACCAAGUUCUUCCAGUCUGGUGGUCCUGACAAUGUUGCUCCAGGAACAAUCAUUGACAGCAAGAUCUGCCACCCUCGCAACAACGACUUCUACCUCUGUGCUCAUGCUGGAAUGAUUGGAACUACAAGGCCAACACAUUACCAUGUGCUCUACGACGAGAUUGGAUUCACCACUGAUGACCUCCAAGAACUUGUCCACUCUCUGUCCUAUGUCUACCAGAGGAGCACCACUGCCAUCUCAGUCGUUGCACCGAUUUGCUAUGCUCACUUGGCGGCUGCACAGAUGGGAACAGUGAUGAAGUUUGAGGACAUAUCUUUGUCUGAGACAUCAUCGAGCCAUGGAGGAAUCACUACACCUGGAGCAGUCCCUGUGCCACCCAUGCCAAAGUUGAACCCGGAGGUUGCAAGUUCCAUGUUCUUCUGCUGA
Molecule: messenger RNA, 2796 nt
Organism: Eruca vesicaria subsp. sativa (arugula)
Lineage: Eukaryota; Viridiplantae; Streptophyta; Magnoliopsida; Brassicales; Brassicaceae
Source: the annotation of a GenBank genome assembly